Messenger RNA from Zasmidium cellare ATCC 36951, 1731 nucleotides. RefSeq lists its product as uncharacterized. Gene Ontology annotation, cellular component: plasma membrane. Gene Ontology annotation, molecular function: nucleobase transmembrane transporter activity. The transcript has 8 exons. Gene Ontology annotation, biological process: nucleobase transport; transmembrane transport. The record is from RefSeq and is a predicted model, not a curated record. Lineage: Eukaryota; Fungi; Ascomycota; Dothideomycetes; Mycosphaerellales; Mycosphaerellaceae. The coding region runs from base 1 to 1731 and encodes 576 amino acids.
AUGGAGAGGGUCAAGGCUUCUAUCCAGAGGCAUACGCCUUCGAAGGAGACUGUCAAGCAACGAUGCACGUCACUGAAGGCCUGGGAACUGCCGAAGCAAGAAAGUGCUCUUGCUCCAGAUUAUGUAUGGACCAACAAAGACAUGGAUCCAGUUCCUCCAGAGGAUCAGACCUGGACUAUCUGGACCUGGAUGGCAUACUGGGCCACCGAUACUAUCAAUCUAGGGACUUGGGAGACAGCCAGCUCAAUCAUUGCCGUGGGCCUGACUUGGCGUGAAGCCAUCCCUAUUAUGGUCGUGGGGACUUCUUGCGUUGCGAUCCCCAUGGUAUUGAAUGGUGCAAUUGGUGCGGCACUGCAUAUUCCAUUCUCCGUCAUCAUCCGCUCCGGGUUUGGAUACUACUGGAGUUAUUUCGCCGUUAUUUCUCGCUCAAUUCUUGCCAUGUUCUGGCUGGGCAUUCAAGGAGCAAACGGGGCUCAAGCGAUGACAAUCAUGAUCAGUUCGAUUUGGCCAUCUUACAACAAUAUCAAGGAUACCAUCGGCUACGAAUCACAAGGUAUCUCAACAGAAGGCAUGAUCUCUUACUUCCUCUUCUGGAUCAUUCAGUUGCCACUGCUCCUGAUCCCACCAACCAAACUCCGAUGGCUCUUCAUCAUCAAACUCAUCGCUGCGCCUAUUACUGCGAUAGCAAUGAUGGGAUGGUGUGUCGCCAAAGCAGGUGGUGGUGGUGAGCUCUUCAACCAAACCCCCACAGUCUCAGGCUCCAACUACGCAUACCUUUGGCUGUCUUGCAUGUCGUCAGUGACUGGUUCAUGGGCGACUCUUGCGUGCAACAUCCCUGACUUCUCUCGUUACGCCAGAUCUUCGCGAGGCCAGUACAUUCAGCUACCUUUCCUCCCUAUUAUAUUUACCGUCUGUGGUGUCCUCGGUAUUGUCACAACGUCGGCAACGAAAGUGAUUUACGGAGAGUUCUACUGGAAUCCUCUGGACAUUCUCGCUCACUGGCAACAAUCGGGACACGGAGGUCGUGCAGCAGCCUUCUUCGCGGCCCUUUCUUGGUAUAUCGCGCAAGUGGGAACCAAUAUUACAGCUAAUUCGAUCUCCGCUGCCAACGAUUUAACGGUCCUGUUUCCGCGCUGGGUCAACAUUUUCCGGGGCUGUAUUAUUGCCGCUAUCAUCGGUGGUUGGGUCAUCGUGCCAUGGAAGAUUCUUAACAGCGCCUCGACAUUCCUGAGCUUCAUGUCUGGCUAUUCCAUCUUCCUAGCUCCAAUGGCAGGUAUCAUGGCAUCCGACUACUGGAUUAUCAAGCGACGACGGAUCGAUGUGCCAGCACUAUAUGACCCCAAGGGUCGAUACAGGUACUUCUACGGCGUCAACUGGCAAGGUUUGAUUGCAUUCUUGCUCGCUCUAUGCCCCAACAUCCCUGGUCUGGCCUACGCUAUCAACAAGAACAACCACAUCACCGCGGGAGCCAAGCAUCUCUACAGCUUCUGUUGGCUGUACGGAUUCGUCAGCUCGAUCUUCAUAUACGUUACGCUACACAAGAUCUUCCCUGCCAAAGCUUCGCUCAUUGAGAAGACAAUCGAUGGUGUUGAAGUCGUGGCCGAGGCCAAGCAGUACCCAAGCGAUAGCGACGACAACGAAAAGCAUCUGGGCCGAGUCCAAGAGAUCCAACACACUGCCGUUGAAGGACACGGCUUUGCGAAUGUCGAUCCACUGCAUCGCGCCAAGUAG